Molecule: messenger RNA, 1463 nt
Organism: Rhinichthys klamathensis goyatoka
Lineage: Eukaryota; Metazoa; Chordata; Actinopteri; Cypriniformes; Leuciscidae
Gene: gas2b
Product: growth arrest-specific 2b
Exons: 8
Coding region: 80-1243 (387 amino acids)
Biological process (GO): actin crosslink formation
Cellular component (GO): actin filament
Molecular function (GO): actin filament binding; microtubule binding; cytoskeletal adaptor activity
Source: RefSeq, a predicted model, not a curated record
GUCUGGAGAGAGUGAAAGUCUUGACAGUGACAUUGUUGGCUGAUCUGCUGAGGACACAGAGUCCACUACUUGAGUCAGUAUGAAUGGUCCCUUAAGUCCCAGGCGGGAACCAGGACCUGACCUCUCCUGUCUGCACCUGUACAACGAGUGGUUGGCAUGUAGGCAUGAGUCCAGUCUCCUGCCCAUGAAAGAAGAUCUGGCCAUCUGGCUAAACAGGAUCCUUGGUUUGGAUAUAACAGUGGAUAACUUCAUGGACAGACUAGACACUGGUGUUGUCUUGUGUCAGCUUGCAGAAGCGCUACAGGAGAAAAUGAUUAUGGCCAGCAUUGGCAAGCCCUUUAUUCGGCGCGUGGUUCGCUGGCGGCCUGAUGCAGCCUCUGGAUCGUUCUUUGCUCGGGACAAUACAGCUAACUUUCUGUUCUGGUGCCGUAAAAUUGGGGUGGAGCCAUCAAAUCUGUUUGAGUCUGAAGAUCUUGUUCUUCAGAGGCAUCCGAGGGAUGUGUGCUUGUGUCUCAUGCAACUUGGCAGAAUUGCUUCAAGGUAUGGCGUUGAGCCGCCUGCGUUGGUCAAGCUUGAGAGAGAGAUUGAGAAAGAGGAAGAUGAGUCUCUGUCACCAUCCAUGUUCUUUGCCUCACCUCUACCGUCUCCCUCCACCCCACCAGUUUUUUUCCCUCCUGAUCUAGAGCCCCCUGCAAUCUCAACCCCCUCAUUCAUCUCUCCUCCUUCCCCUCCUCUGGCCUCUACCCCUCCCCCAGAGUCCACGUCCAUCUUCUCUGACUCAAACACCCAGUCAGAACCUCAGCAAACUUUACCAACUACACCAUCACCCACCAGAACACCCGUCAAAUCAAAGCCACCCUCUCCGACAAACGGCCUUGCAAAGACUAAUGGGAAAAAGAGCAGCGGUAACCUGCUGGAUGAGAUUGUGAGGGAGAUAUCAGAGGAUCCACCAUGCAAAUGUCCAGUCAAAUACUGCAUUGAGAAGCAGCCAAAAGGCCAUUAUCGUGUCGGAGACAAAGUUCUCUAUGUCAGGAUGUUGAAUGAUAAACAUGCCAUGGUGCGUGUUGGUGGUGGAUGGGAGACCUUUGGUACUUACUUAUUAAAGCAUGACCCGUGCAGGAUGACCAUGAUCGCCCGGCCUGGAACCAAAACCUGCAAGCCUAGCGGCAGGUCCCCAGUCAAGAGAGAGCUGUCCCGGGACAGUUAUAUGGUCGUGGGUACUCACUCCCGCUUUAAGAAGUGAUGUGACCUCAGUUAAAUCAACAGCAGGCUGAUUUAGUUUUUCUAGGAGGGAAGCAGCCCAGGUGGCUUGAUCUUAUAUUUUAGGGCAGUGGUCCUGAGCCUUUUUGGUCAUCAUGACUCACAAAUGUGUCACAGGUAUGUUCUGAUAGAAUCACAGACAGCUUAUCAACUAUUCAGAUGAUGCAAUAUAUUCAGCCCAAGGUAUGCCAAUGUUGCUUAUU